GAGGUCAACACACACCAUCGUUGUUCAUCAGCGGCUUUUCAACACGUCAUGCAAAAGUGAAGAAGAGUGGAUUGUUUCAUUUUUGAUCAGGAUUGUAAAGUUCGGGUGCCUCGUUUUAAAUAAAAUAGUACUACCUAAUGAUUUAUGUAAAAAUGCUGCGGAUCGAGGUAAUACUUUUAUUUAUAUCUAUCCUCAAUUUCCUCCCGAUUUCACAUGGUUUGAAGGAAGCGGACUGUGAAGUUUGCGUCAAGACUGUCGAAAAAUUUGCUGCUAGCCUAGAUGAUUCAGUUAAAAAGGAUACAAAGAAAAUAGAAGAUGAGUUCCGGUUAUUCUGCAAGACAGCCAAAAACAAAGAACAACGAUUUUGUUACUAUUUGGGCGGUGUUGAAGAAUCAGCCACUGGAAUCCUGGGAGAGCUAUCGAAACCUCUGAGUUGGUCCAUGCCGGCUUUGAAGAUUUGCGAAAAGCUGAAGAAAAAAGACGCGCAAGUCUGCGAUUUACGGUUUGACAAACAGAUCGAUGUAAAUUCUGUGGAUUUGAAAAAGCUAAAAGUAAAGGACCUGAAAAAAAUUCUUUCUGAUUGGGAUGAGGAUUGUGAUGGUUGCUUGGAGAAAACAGAUUACAUCAAAAGAAUCAAUGAGCUGAAACACAAAUAUGUAAAAACAGAACUGUAGAACUGUAAUUCAUGAAUAUCGCAAGGUAGGUACAUCAUUCUGAACUUUCUUUUUCAAGAUUCUUGAAAGCGCAGAACAAUUUCUCAUGUUAGCAAUCGGUUUCUCAUUUAUUUUUAUUUUUUUGCAACAAGAAACAAAGGAUUAGAUUGUAGCCACAAAUUGUGAUACACAGUUCAUUUGCUAGGAAUACUAGAGUUUUCGAUAUCAAGAGGCUUUGUUGGUUAUUGAAAAAAAAAUGAUGGCUUAAAUUGAUAAUUGUUGUACGCGAGCAUUAGUUGAAUAAAAGAAACGAGAGAUAUGUACAAUCAAA
Molecule: messenger RNA, 984 nt
Organism: Armigeres subalbatus
Lineage: Eukaryota; Metazoa; Arthropoda; Insecta; Diptera; Culicidae
Gene: Manf
Product: mesencephalic astrocyte-derived neurotrophic factor homolog
Exons: 4
Coding region: 138-674 (178 amino acids)
Biological process (GO): neuron projection development; dopaminergic neuron differentiation
Cellular component (GO): endoplasmic reticulum
Molecular function (GO): calcium ion binding
Source: RefSeq, a predicted model, not a curated record